Messenger RNA from Lactuca saligna, 486 nucleotides. The record is from the annotation of a GenBank genome assembly. Lineage: Eukaryota; Viridiplantae; Streptophyta; Magnoliopsida; Asterales; Asteraceae.
AUGGUUGUGAGAUCCAAUGGGCCUGACACUUGGAGAUCAAGGUUAAUUUUCGAUGGCUCUUUCCGUGUAUGCGAUCUUAGGGCCCUCAUUGACAAUAAAUUGACUAUCCUGGUAAAUAACCCCACGGUUUGGCUUCACUUAGUUCCUAUCAAGUGCAUUAGCUUUGUUUGGAGGGCUUGUAUGGGGCGUAUUCCUAUUGUAGUGGCUCUUUCCAGAAGAGGUAUCAACACGUCUUCUAUAUCCUAUCAAAUGUGCUUUAGUGGUGUGGACAUUGCGGAUCAUAUUCUCUUGGAUUGUCUAAUUGCUUUUGAUUCCCUAUGCUGGAUUUUCAAUUGGUGUGGUAUUUCUAUUCAAAGGCUCCUUUCGGUUUCAGAUUUUGUUAACUUUGCUGCCUCAUGGGGGAACUAUCCAAAAAAGAGAAAAAUAUUUAUUGCUAUCUCCUAUGGGUUUCUAUGGUGUAUAUGGAAAGCAAGGAACGACGUUUAG